Rhinolophus ferrumequinum (greater horseshoe bat) is the source of this 6406-nucleotide messenger RNA. RefSeq names its product kelch like family member 28 (gene KLHL28). The record is from RefSeq and is a predicted model, not a curated record. The coding region runs from base 402 to 2117 and encodes 571 amino acids. Gene Ontology annotation, molecular function: protein binding. The transcript has 6 exons. Lineage: Eukaryota; Metazoa; Chordata; Mammalia; Chiroptera; Rhinolophidae.
ACUAAGAGUAGGCUGAAGUCUCCUGGAAAAGGAAGUGAGAACGUUGCGAACGUAUCUAAAGCGGAGAAGGCGAGGAGGAUUUGUAUGUGGGAGGAAAGGCAAAGAGCGGAAGUGACGCCCUGUUUGCUUACGGCGGAAGUUCCCUGCCCCACCCGUAAGAAUUGAGGUUUGACUAGAAGCAAGUGAGGAUCCUGCCCCGGCUCUGGUUGUCCAGUGCUCCACCUCCGGUUGCUGCCGGCGCGAUUCUUGGAAUUCAGAUAUAAUGAAAGUCAAUCUCAGAGAAAAGGAAAAUAUGUCAACGUGUACCAUAGGCUCACUGAUAAAAUUACAUGCCAUCAUUAGUUGAAUACUUCUGUGAGGAGAGUUGAACUGUGGGAAAGAAAUUUAAGAAAACAGCUACGAUGGACCACACAUCCCCGACAUACAUGCUUGCUAACUUAACCCACCUACAUUCUGAACAACUCCUGCAGGGCCUGAAUCUUCUUCGUCAGCAUCACGAACUCUGUGACGUCAUUCUUCGAGUAGGUGCUGUUAAAAUCCAUGCUCACAAAGUGGUCCUGGCCAGUAUCAGCCCUUAUUUCAAAGCUAUGUUCACUGGAAACCUUUCUGAAAAAGAGAACAGUGAAGUUGAGUUUCAGUGCAUUGAUGAAACUGCUCUCCAGGCCAUUGUGGAGUAUGCCUACACGGGGACUGUUUUUAUUUCACAGGACACAGUGGAAUCGCUCCUUCCAGCAGCAAACCUACUCCAGAUAAAACUUGUCCUCAAAGAAUGUUGUGCAUUUCUUGAAAGCCAACUUGAUCCUGGUAAUUGUAUUGGAAUUUCUCGUUUUGCAGAGACAUAUGGUUGUCAUGACCUUUAUUUGGCAGCCACUAAAUACAUAUGCCAGAAUUUUGAAGCUGUUUGUCAGACUGAAGAGUUUUUUGAGCUUACACAUGCUGAUUUGGAUGAAAUUGUUUCCAAUGACUGUUUGAAUGUAGCCACCGAAGAGACUGUUUUUUAUGCCCUUGAGUCUUGGAUCAAGUACGAUGUACAAGAACGCCAGAAAUACUUAGCACAGCUACUUAACAGUGUGCGAUUACCACUGCUGAGUGUGAAAUUUCUCACCAGACUCUAUGAAGCAAAUCAUCUUAUUCGUGAUGAUCGCACCUGUAAACAUCUUUUGAAUGAAGCCCUAAAGUAUCACUUUAUGCCUGAACACAGACUCUCUCAUCAGACAGUCCUGGUGACACGGCCUCGCUGUGCUCCCAAAGUGCUUUGUGCAGUGGGAGGAAAAUCUGGACUGUUUGCCUGUUUGGAUAGUGUGGAGAUGUACUUUCCUCAGAAUGAUUCUUGGAUUGGUUUGGCACCGCUGCGCGUUCCUCGCUAUGAAUUUGGAAUAUGCGUUUUAGACCAAAAAGUGUAUGUUAUAGGUGGUAUUGAAACUGACGUGCGUCCUGAUUUCACUAUCAGAAAACAUGAAAGCUCAGUGGAAUGCUGGAAUCCUGAUACAAACACCUGGACUUCUCUGGAGAGAAUGAAUGAGAACCGAAGUACCCUUGGAGUAGUAGUACUUGCAGGAGAACUUUAUGCUUUAGGUGGUUAUGAUGGACAGUCUUACUUACAGUCUGUAGAGAAAUAUAUUCCCAAAAUAAGAAAGUGGGAGCCUGUGGCACCAAUGACUACAACACGAAGUUGUUUUGCCGCCGCCGUGCUGGAUGGAAUGAUCUACGCCAUUGGUGGCUAUGGUCCUGCCCACAUGAACAGUGUGGAGCGUUAUGAUCCAAGUAAGGACUCCUGGGAGAUGGUUGCAUCUAUGGCAGAUAAAAGGAUUCACUUUGGUGUGGGUGUCAUGCUGGGCUUUAUUUUUGUGGUGGGUGGACAUAAUGGGGUCUCGCAUUUGUCAAGCAUUGAAAGAUACGACCCUCAUCAAAAUCAGUGGACUGUGUGUAGACCAAUGAAAGAACCCAGAACAGGAGUUGGUGCUGCAGUCAUUGACAACUACCUUUAUGUAGUUGGUGGUCACUCAGGGUCUUCCUACCUGAACACCGUGCAGAAAUAUGACCCUAUCUCAGAUACGUGGCUGGAUUCAGCUGGCAUGAUAUACUGUCGCUGCAAUUUUGGAUUAACUGCACUUUGACAGUGUGGGCUCGUGGAAACUGAAGUGAUGAACCUGUGCCGCAUGAAAGGAUGCCCAAUUUCCUGAAACCCCAAAACUGCAUUGCUUUCUUUUUAACUUGAAGUGGCAUGAAGACUCAAGGGUUUUGUUGGGUACUUUGACAAGUAGCUUUGGUUGUUCUUGAUUACACAGUGAAUCAGUAAUCAAAAAAAAAAAAAGGGAAAGAUCUUGCCAAUUGAAUUGUGCACUUUUGCCCCCUGAUUCUGGAAUAGUUUUGUGUUCAUAAGUGUACAUGUGGAGAAAACUUUCCUGCUUUUUAUUAUUUUAGUUCUCUCCCUCCUUGAUACACACCAGGAUUUAGGUGAGUGAUGCUUAGAUGCUCGAGUGUAUUGAAUGACUGGACACAGUGCUGAUACUUCUGUUGGGUGUGAAUUCAUAUGCUUCACAUUUUACAUAAAGGGCUGCUUUUUUUGGUACUUUUAAGGGGUAUAAAUUAUAUACCAUUGUGAGUCACCUGGAUAUUCUUUCUGCUAAAAGGCUUAAGGGCUGGGAUUGUAAUAAGUUUGCAAAAAAUGCUCUUACUCUCAUGAUAUUUGGAGGCCUAUUUAAAGAAGAAGUCAGAUACUUACUGUUUCUGCCUUUUUUAUAUGGGCAGGUUAAUGCUGGAUGAAUUAAUUUACUUUUCCAUCUAAGCUAUGCUAAGCAUGGCUAGAAAGAGUUAAGUAUAUCAGUUUAAUAUUUUUGUAGUAGUACAGGAGGCUUCCCAGUGUUGAUGUAAAUAUGUGACAAAUGUUUAGUACCACCCUUAGUGCAUAUUGAUUUUUUUCAUAUAUCCUUGUAAUAAUUUCAGGUUUUUAAGACCAUUGCUUUUUCAAAGCGUUCACAUACAAAAAUGGUGCUAACUGUAGGAGCUAUUACAAGGCUGUAACGAUGUUCUUUUGGAUGUUCAGUGUGAGAUAUGCAUGACAUGUUUUGAUAGUAUUUUCGUUUUUAUUGGCUUGAUUCAUUUGUGCUUAUUAAAAACAUUAGUACUUAUACUAAUGUUAACAUCCAAAAAUUACCUAAAUGCCUGUUAUGCUUUUCAUGGUUCCUGAAUAGUGAUUUAGAGAGAUACAUUCUUUAUCUUCUUGUGCUAGAUAUUACAUGUCCUUCUUAAAAACAGAAAUGUAUGCAUUAAACACAAAGCACUAGGCAAUUAGUUAUGCAUUACUUUUUACACUUCUUAGGUAACUGAAUAUUUUAAAGUUAUUGAGGAAAACUGGAACUCAAUGUUUACUUGAGUAAUGGUUCUACAUUUGGUUCUACUUUGACUAAAGAAAUGAUCUUUUAAAGCAAAUCGUUUGCUGUAGCCAAGUGUCAGCUUAUUUAAAAGAGGUGGUUGACUCAUUUUGUUUUAGCAUGUUUUAGUAAAUGUCUAUUAGUCUUGAACACAUUACCUUGCAUUUUAUUAGGAUAUUGGUACUUUUAUUUUUGGUACUGUAGUUAUUUCCUUUACCAUGGCCUUUUUUUUUUUUUUAACCCACCCCCAUCUCUUUAUAGUCUCUGCAAAACCAGUGUAUAUUUUGUUUCCUAUGAAAAAUUCAUACUGCAUUCUUAAGUGCCAUAAUGUUCUAAACUAUUGUUAAGAAGCCAUUUGUAAUUAUAAAACGUAAGUUCAUUUGUUAGCAUAUAUGUUAUUUCUUGAAAACUAUUUAUAGCCAGGCAAUUUGCGGUUUUCCUUGUUCUUCCAUACACUGCUAGUUGUAGAUUUAAAUACCUACUGCAAAACUAUGUAAAAAUCAUCUUUAAUCAUAAGUGCUAUCAUGCUUUAUGAAUAUUUGCACAGAUUAUAAAACCUUGCAAGUGAUUUUUAGUUUCUUCUAAUUAAGAACUCAACAGGAACUACUAAUAAAAUUGAAAGGCUGAGUUUUCUGUAUUGCUUUGUUUAAAUAAUAAUGAUAUAUAGCAAUAACUUUUUAAUUGAUUUGAAUAAAUCUAUUGAAUAGAAACAAGGUGCACUAUUGUGAUUGGCCUAGACUUUACUUAAAGAAAAGCAAUUUAAAAUAGAUUCUAUCACAUACUUAAUUUUAAAUCCCCGACUCGAUUUUCUUUCUAUUUAUAUCAAUGAAAUCGUUAAGUACAUUUUAUUACUCUAUUUUUAAUCCUUUCUCCCCAGAAGGGAGUUUGAAAGACUAGAAAUUUAUUUUAAUUGUAAACAUAUCUAUACUAUACGUUUUAUUUUAACAAUGUUUUAUUCAAUGUAUCAUCCCCACUAUCAAAUUAGUAUAAAAUAAUCAUUUGCUAAAUUAGAUCAAAGACAUCUACCUAUCAUUGUUUUGGAAAAACCUGAAUUUCUCAUGUUGAAGAAGAAUAAAUAUAAAACAUUUGGGGCAAUAGUAGGAGAACAAAUUAUAAAAACCUGUGAAAGGAAGAGAAAAACCAAAUUUAGAACUAUUUCAGGUUUGCUAAUCCUAUUGUACAGUUCAUAACAAGAGGUAUUAAUGUGACCUGACAACUGAUAACUUUACGAUAGGGCCUUCUUGUACAGAUUUGUGACAAUUUACAGACAAAUUGUGAAUUUAAAGCCACAUGUUUCUUAUGUUAAAAAGGGUAAGGAUAUUUGAUUAUAAAUUCCCAGGGUUAAAGAUACUAGAAAUAAUUUUAUUUCAUCAAGCAAGGAGGAGACAGCUAUUUAAGACUGCCCAGAAAUAUUUUUGAAAAAAGUGACUGUGGAAAUAGUAAUUGUCUAAUUAAUUGGAAGAUAAUCACCUUCUAUAAUGAUUUAAUGAAGAUUUAAUGUUUGGCUGUUUAGUAUUUGUUGAAUAUAGUAAUAGAAUUUAAGUGAUUUUUAAUGUAGCCCAAAGGAUAUUUAUGUAAGUUCCAUAGGUUAAUGCUAACACUGUUUCAAUAUGAAUGAAUAUUAAAUUAUAGGAAGUGGUAUCAAGUGAUAGGAAAAUGGCAUUCAUUAGGUUUUGAAAAAUUAUUUUGAUAGCUUGACAAAUAUGGCGGGUCAGCUAUAUGUAUGAGAUACUGUGCUAUAGGGGCUAGAUAUCUAAAAAAGAUGCAUCUUUUUACUCAGAGAACCAAAUAUAGUGAAGGAGUUCUGUACCCAAAUAACUAUUAUGAUAAAGUGUGAAUCUAAUUCCUUAUCUCCAACAUCAUAAGAUGUAAUUAGAGACCCAGUUUAUGUAUAAAUAUCUGUGUCCUUUAGUAUCCAGUGUUUUAUUGAUAUGAAAAAGAAUUAUAGAAAACUUAAUAUUUAUAGAAUUCCCAAUUUCCUGGAAUUGGAUAAUAUAUUUUCUAGUAGAAACACAAAGUCAUAGAAACUUUAAAAAAGUACUUAACUAUAUUAUCAAGGCUCUGGCUGACAUUGAAGGAAAUAUAUGUACAUACAAUGCUGUGUUUUCAGUUUUGGUGUUGGAUUUCUGGUAUUGUCACCUAAGUGCUCAUUUUCAGGAAAAUAAGAUUCUACAAUAAAUAUACUGCUUAAAGUUCAAUAAACUUGUGAGAACCUCUAUAACCUCUGUAGUCAGAAAGUUAAGAAAUUCUAAGAUGUCACAUGUCAGUUAACAUCCAGUUCUAUCUUUUAACCUUUUUUCCUUUGUAAAACAGCACUUUAAAUUAGACAUGAUUUAAUUAGGUAGUUAUUCUAUGGCUGGAUAUAUAUUGGAUUUUCACUCACAGUAUAUUGAGUCAGUGUUGAAACAUAUUUGAGAAGAGUGAAGGAUACAGUAAGUUUUAAGUACUGUAGGUUUACAAGUUUUCUUACUGGUAUGAAUAUGGAGUUAAACAAAAAUCCAGUUUACAUCUCUGCAGAGAGAAAAAUUGUUAUCCAUAUGUCUUUUAUAUUACACAUAUUUAACUAGAGAUAAUUUAUUGUUAAUUUUGUCAAGUUAUCAUGUGUAAGUCCCAUUUAUUUUAAAAUACCAAGCAAAAAGUUCCAAGUUUGCCUUAAAAUACAAGUGAAAUUAAAGAACUGGAUGAUAAUGCCUAUAUUUUUGCCUUAUGAAUUGUGCUGUACCAUAAACCAGAGAUGGUUUUGAUUUUAACAGGAUUCUGAAAUUUUGUAGAUGUAGAGUACUAAUAAUAUAUGUACUCUCUUACAAAGAAUGUGAUCUAGUUGUGGAUUAUGUUAAUGUUUAAAUGUUUUUGUAUAUGUAUUUUACCUCUGACUAUGUAUCUUUUUAGCAUCAGGAUUUCAUUUUAUUUUUGUUUACAUAAGUGGCAUUUAACUUGUUGAAGGUUGUAUUCUUUUGUCUUUUAUUUUUGAAGUUAUUUGUGUGCACUAUUGUGGUAAUGCUCUGUAAUGACUAUGGUUACAUUUCAUUUAA